Molecule: messenger RNA, 819 nt
Organism: Lutzomyia longipalpis
Lineage: Eukaryota; Metazoa; Arthropoda; Insecta; Diptera; Psychodidae
Product: protein YIPF6
Exons: 5
Coding region: 111-791 (226 amino acids)
Biological process (GO): endoplasmic reticulum to Golgi vesicle-mediated transport
Cellular component (GO): membrane; trans-Golgi network
Source: RefSeq, a predicted model, not a curated record
GUGGCAAGUAGCGAAAGUUCAAAAACAAGUGACGUUUGCGUUUGUUUUUGUGGCAUUUUUCCGUGAAAACUUGAUGCAUUUUCUCCAAAAAUUGUAGAUAUUACGACGAAAUGGAUACCAAAUUGGAGAUGUUCAGCGAUGUUCCGGGUGUGGAGGAUGUUGAGGGUGAGAUGACAAUACCUGCAAAUAAGAGACCGUCUGGGAGUACAUCAAAAGCUGGACCUCCGGACUUUGAUACACUAGAUGAGCCAAUUAGAGACACAAUAUUUCGAGACAUUCGUGCAGUUGGUGUGAAGUUCUUUCAUGUGCUAUACCCCAAAGAGAAGUCCACACUUCUUCGGGAUUGGGAUCUCUGGGGACCGCUGGUACUUUGCACAUUUAUGGCCACAAUUCUUCAUGGGUCGGCGGACAAUGAGAGCGAAGGGGGCCCUGAGUUCGCUCAGGUGUUUGUGAUUGUAUGGAUUGGAGCGAUGAUUGUAACGCUGAAUUCAAAGCUUCUAGGUGGGAAUAUUUCCUUCUUCCAGUCAGUCUGCGUACUGGGGUACUGCCUUACACCUGUCGCGGUGUCGCUUAUCGUAUGCCAAGUGAUCCUCCUCGCGUCCGUCCAAACAAAACUGCUUUUCUUUAUCAGACUCGUGACGACAAUUGGUGGCUUCAUGUGGGCCACUUAUGCAUCAUUCAUUUUUCUCGGCGACAGUCAGCCGGCCAAUCGUAAACCACUGGCGGUGUAUCCAAUAUUUCUCUUCUACUUCAUUAUAUCCUGGCUUGUGAUAUCUGAUUCUAAUAUGUAAGUGAUACAAUAGUGAUGUAAUAAUUCCA